CAAAAAUUUGCCGGUCGAUAAUCGGCAGACAUCUUGAAACUUCACACUCUCUUUUCAUCGCUCGUCGCAGCAGCAACAUUUUGAGACGAACGACAUUUUCGACGUCAAAUUCCUUCAUUUUUGGACCGAAUGUCAUAGAGGCUGACGAUCCAGAAAGGUAGUGUGCGAGUUCGAUUCCAGAAAAAGAGAUGUUUUCCUCGAUGAAAACGCUGAUGACCGUCGCCGCCCGGGCGGAGCAGGUCGUGGCCCGUGGUUUUGCGGCAAAAGCUGCAGCUAAGGCGGCUGCUGGUGCCCAAGGAAAAGUGGUGGCCGUAAUCGGUGCCGUCGUCGAUGUCCAGUUCGACGAUAAUUUGCCUCCGAUCCUGAACGCUCUGGAAGUUCAGGGACGUGGCUCCCGGUUGGUGCUGGAAGUUGCGCAACAUCUGGGAGAGAAUACCGUCCGUACUAUCGCCAUGGACGGUACUGAGGGUUUGGUGCGUGGCCAGCGCGUUCUGGACACUGGAUCACCCAUCAGGAUUCCGGUCGGUGCCGAAACCCUGGGCCGUAUCAUCAACGUCAUUGGGGAACCGAUUGACGAACGCGGCCCAAUCGAAACCAACCUGUCCGCCCCGAUCCACGCCGAAGCGCCAGAGUUCAUCGACAUGAGCGUCGAGCAGGAGAUCCUGGUAACUGGCAUCAAGGUGGUAGACUUGCUGGCCCCGUACGCUAAGGGUGGAAAGAUUGGUCUGUUCGGUGGUGCCGGUGUCGGCAAGACCGUACUGAUUAUGGAGCUGAUUAACAACGUUGCCAAGGCCCAUGGUGGUUAUUCAGUGUUUGCUGGCGUCGGUGAGCGCACCCGCGAGGGUAACGAUUUGUACAACGAAAUGAUUGAGGGUGGUGUCAUCUCGCUGAAGGAUAAGACCUCUAAGGUCGCCCUGGUGUACGGCCAGAUGAACGAACCCCCCGGCGCCCGUGCUCGUGUCGCCCUGACCGGUCUAACCGUUGCUGAGUACUUCCGCGAUCAAGAAGGACAGGAUGUGCUGCUCUUCAUUGACAACAUUUUCCGUUUCACCCAGGCCGGUUCUGAGGUAUCUGCCCUGCUGGGUCGUAUCCCGUCCGCUGUCGGUUAUCAGCCAACACUGGCCACCGAUAUGGGUAGCAUGCAGGAGCGUAUCACCACCACCAAGAAGGGUUCCAUCACUUCGGUGCAGGCCAUCUACGUGCCAGCUGACGAUUUGACUGAUCCUGCUCCGGCCACCACCUUCGCUCACUUGGACGCCACCACUGUGUUGUCGCGUGCCAUCGCCGAGCUGGGUAUCUACCCUGCGGUGGAUCCCCUCGAUUCCACCUCCCGUAUCAUGGACCCCAACAUCAUUGGUGCCGAGCACUACAACAUCGCCCGUGGUGUCCAGAAGAUCCUGCAGGACUACAAGUCCCUCCAGGAUAUCAUUGCUAUCCUGGGUAUGGAUGAAUUGUCUGAAGAAGACAAGCUCACCGUCGCCCGUGCCCGAAAAAUCCAGCGUUUCCUGUCGCAGCCCUUCCAGGUUGCUGAAGUCUUCACCGGUCACGCCGGCAAGCUGGUCCCUCUAGAGGAAACCAUCAAGGGAUUCACCAAAAUCUUGAACGGUGAGUUGGAUCACCUGCCCGAGGUCGCCUUCUACAUGGUUGGCCCAAUUGAGGAAGUGGUCGAGAAAGCCGAACGUCUGGCCAAGGAAGCCGCCUAAGCCACUCUCCGGUGAGUAGUAGAUCAAAGACACAGUAAUUAGUCAACAGUAGUGAGGAAAGCAAUGUGUCCGAAUGGGACUCGGAAGAAGAUCCCGAAGUCCUCCCACUGGGGUCUUCUUUAAGUUUCAUUCGAAAUGAAUCAUAAGCGAAUCUUAUUAAAAGUAAGUACCCCAGCCCAAAUUCUCGCGCUUUAUAAAGGGGAACGUUCCAGCAGGUUGAGUAACGGUUCGAAAUAUAGGUUUUCAAGUGUUAUCGUGAACAAAA
This is a messenger RNA of Armigeres subalbatus, 1968 nucleotides long. Its product is annotated as ATP synthase subunit beta, mitochondrial. Gene Ontology annotation, molecular function: ATP binding; proton-transporting ATP synthase activity, rotational mechanism; ATP hydrolysis activity. The coding region runs from base 189 to 1703 and encodes 504 amino acids. Gene Ontology annotation, biological process: proton transmembrane transport; proton motive force-driven mitochondrial ATP synthesis. The transcript is spliced from 3 exons. The record is from RefSeq and is a predicted model, not a curated record. NCBI's taxonomy places the organism in Eukaryota, Metazoa, Arthropoda, Insecta, Diptera, Culicidae.